Messenger RNA from Phodopus roborovskii (desert hamster), 582 nucleotides. Its product is annotated as keratin-associated protein 26-1. Gene Ontology annotation, cellular component: keratin filament. The record is from RefSeq and is a predicted model, not a curated record. Gene Ontology annotation, molecular function: structural molecule activity. Bases 1 to 582 code for a protein of 193 amino acids. NCBI's taxonomy places the organism in Eukaryota, Metazoa, Chordata, Mammalia, Rodentia, Cricetidae. The transcript has a single exon.
AUGUCCAAUAACUGCAGCCCAGAAGCCUCCAGCUCUUCUUCUCUUAGAAACUCUAGCCGUGUUCCUGUCACCUCACCCACUGGCCUUUGCUCUACUGAGACGAGGUGUAGAGAUGCCCCUUGCUCUCCUACCAACAGCCUGGGCAGCAACACAUCAUGUGACAACUGCCAUGAACCCUGCGGUGAUCAUAGGAGCUGCCAAGCAACCAGCUGCGAUGGCAACAUUGGCAGCCCUUCAGUAGGCUCUCCAGUUACUUCAGGGAUAUCUGCAUCCCAGGAGGGAAAUAGCUGUCUCCCUGUCACAUCCUGCAAUUCCAGCUGUGGCCGCACAACAUCCUGUAGACAACCUUUGAGCUGCUACCUUCCAAGUUACCAGUCUUACGGCUGUCAACCCUUGGGCUACCUGGCCUAUGGCCGUCAACCACUGAGCUGUCUUCUCCAUGAUCGACCACCACUGAGAAACCUGACCCAUGGAUGUCAGCCUUUCAGUUGCAUACCUGACUACUACAGGCCCACAAGCUAUACAUACGGCAGGUUUCAACCAUACUUCUCUUCCUUGAGUGGUUGGCGUUAUUCUUACUAG